CCAGCAGCGAGGAGCGCUAGCCGAGCGGCCGGUCCGCGGAAUCCCGCGCCCAGCUCGCCCGCACGCCCGGCCGGGCUCGGCCCGCAGCGAGCAUGGGCGCGGCGGCCGUGCGCUGGCACUUGUGGGUGCUGUUCGCGCUGGGUGCGUGCGGGCGACUGGCGGCGGGCAGCGGGCUCCCAGGGGCAGCCGACGUGGAUGAGUGCUCUGAGGGCACAGAUGACUGCCACAUCGAUGCCAUCUGCCAGAACACACCCAAGUCCUACAAAUGCCUGUGCAAGCCAGGCUACAAGGGGGAAGGCCGGCAGUGUGAAGACAUCGACGAGUGUGAGAACGACUACUACAACGGGGGCUGUGUCCACGAGUGCAUCAAUAUCCCGGGGAACUACAGGUGCACCUGCUUCGACGGCUUCAUGCUGGCCCACGAUGGACACAACUGCCUGGAUGUGGACGAGUGUCAGGACAACAACGGGGGCUGCCAGCAGGUCUGCGUUAACGCCAUGGGCAGCUACGAGUGCCAGUGCCACAGUGGCUUCUUCCUCAGUGACAACCAGCACACCUGCAUCCACCGCUCCAACGAGGGUAUGAACUGCAUGAACAAAGACCACGGCUGUGCCCACAUCUGCCGGGAGACGCCCAAAGGUGGGGUGGCCUGUGACUGCAGGCCCGGCUUUGACCUUGCCCAAAACCAGAAGGACUGCACACUCACCUGUAACUAUGGAAACGGAGGCUGCCAGCACAGCUGUGAGGACACGGACACGGGCCCCCUGUGUGGCUGUCACCAGAAGUACGCCCUGCACUCGGACGGCCGGACGUGCAUCGAGGAGGAUGAGGCUGCAAUUGAGCGCUCUCAGUUCAGUGCCACGUCAGUAGCUGAUGUGGACAAGCGGGUGAAACGGCGGCUCCUCAUGGAGACGUGUGCAGUGAACAACGGAGGCUGCGACCGGACGUGCAAGGACACGGCCACUGGUGUGCGGUGCAGCUGCCCAGUGGGGUUCACGCUACAGCCCGACGGGAAGACGUGCAAAGACAUCAACGAGUGUCUGGCCAACAACGGGGGCUGCGACCACUUCUGCCGCAACACCGUGGGCAGCUUCGAGUGCGGCUGCCGGAAGGGCUACAAGCUGCUGACCGACGAGCGGACGUGCCAGGACGUGGACGAGUGCUCCUUCGAGCGGACCUGCGACCACAUCUGCAUCAACUCCCCAGGCAGCUUCCAGUGCCUGUGUCACCGUGGCUACAUACUCUACGGGACCACCCACUGCGGAGACGUGGACGAGUGCAGCAUGAACAACGGGAGCUGUGACCAGGGCUGCGUCAACACCAAGGGCAGCUUCGAAUGCGUCUGCCCACCAGGGAGGCGGCUCCACUGGAACCGGAAGGACUGUGUGGAGACGGGCAAAUGCCUUUCCCGGGCCAGGGCCGCCCCCCAGGCCCAGCUGUCCUGCAGCAAGGUGGGCAGCGUGGAAAGCUGCCUCCUCUCCUGUCCAGCUCCCACCCACUUUGCGCCAGACUCGGAAAACAGCUACAGCCUGAGCUGCGGCGUCCCCGGUCUCCAGGGCAAGACACCGCAGAAACGCAACGGCACCAGCCCCAACGCCGGGCCCAGCUGCUCAGGUGCCCCCACCACCCCCAUCAGGCAGAAGGCCCGCUUCAAGAUCCGAGAUGCCAAGUGCCACCUCCGGCCCCGUGGCCGGGAGCCAGCAAAGGAGGCCUUGAGGCAGCUGCUGCUGGAAAACUGCCACGUGACCUUUGUGACCCUCAAGUGCGACUCCUCCAAGAAGAGACGCCGCGGCCAGAAGUCCCCAUCCAAGGAGGUGACCCACAUCACAGCAGAGUUCGAGGUCGAGACAAAGGUGGAAGAGGCCUCAGACACCUGCGAGGCGGACUGCGUGCGGAAGCGAGCGGAGCAGAGCCUGCAGGCCGCCCUCAGGACUCUGCGGAAGGCCAUCGGCCGGCAGCACUUCUCCGUCCAGGUCGCAGGCACUGAGUACGAAGUGGUGCAGAGGUCGGCCAAGGCCCUGGAGGCCCAGGGUGCGUGUGGCACGGGCCAGGUGCUCCAGGACGGCAAGUGCGUGGCCUGUGAGCCUGGCACCUACUUCCAUGGAGACUCUGGCCAGUGUGCGCCGUGCAUGCCGGGGACCUACCAGGACAGGGGCGGCCAGCUCAGCUGCACGCCAUGCCCCAGCAGCGACGGGCUGGGCCUGGCCGGUGCCCGCAACGUAUCUGAAUGUGGAGGCCAGUGCUCUCCGGGUUCCUUCUCGGCUGAUGGCUUCCGGCCCUGCCAGGACUGCCCCGUGGGCACGUACCAGCCAGAGCCCGGGCGCACUGGCUGUUUCCUCUGCGGUGGGGGGCUGCUCACCAAGCACGGGGGCGCAGCCUCCUUCCAAGACUGUGAGGCCAAAGUGCACUGCUCCCCGGGCCACCACUACAACACCACCACCCACCGGUGCGUCCGCUGCCCGGCCGGCACCUACCAGCCCGAGUUCGGCCAGAACCACUGCAUUGCCUGCCCGGGCAACACCAGCACGGACUUCGACGGCUCCACCAACGUCACGCACUGCAAAAACCAGCACUGCGGCGGUGAGCUCGGUGACUACACGGGCUACAUCGAGUCCCCCAACUACCCCGGCGACUACCCGGCCAACGCGGAGUGCGUGUGGAACAUCUCCCCGCCCCCCAAGCGCAGGGUCCUCGUCGUGGUCCCCGAGAUCUUCCUGCCCAUCGAGGACGAGUGCGGCGACGUCCUGGUCAUGCGCAAGAGCGCCUCGCCCACAUCCAUCACCACCUAUGAGACCUGCCAGACCUACGAGAGGCCCAUCGCCUUCACCUCCCGCUCCCGGAAGCUCUGGAUCCAGUUCAAAUCCAAUGAAGGCAACAGCGGCAAAGGCUUCCAAGUGCCCUAUGUCACCUACGAUGAGGACUACCAGCAGCUGAUAGAGGACAUCGUUCGCGACGGGCGGCUGUACGCCUCGGAGAAUCACCAGGAGAUUUUGAAAGACAAGAAGCUGAUCAAGGCCCUCUUCGACGUGCUGGCGCACCCCCAGAACUACUUCAAGUACACAGCCCAGGAGUCCAAGGAGAUGUUCCCGCGGUCCUUCAUCAAACUGCUGCGCUCCAAAGUGUCCCGGUUCCUGCGGCCUUACAAAUAACGCCGCUGCCGGCUCGGGACGCCCGUGUCCGGAGGGGAGGGCGAGGGGGGAGCCUGCCCUCCACGGCAGCGGCUCAGAAGCUGCUCCAACGGGCCUGCGCAUCGCCUCGGGGAGUCGCCGCGGAGGCUGCCCUUCAGGAAGGCCCACCGGUCGGCGAGGGCGGGACCCCACCCAGGCAGAGACCCCAGCCCGCCCGCCCACGCUCACGCCUCCCGUCGCUGCCCCGCCUCCCGUCGCCGCCCCGGUGGGAGAACACUUGUUAAAGCAGCCUUUCUCCUCCCCUCUGCCUGCUGGUUUCCAGGCUGCCGGGAGCGCCCUCUCCUGGCAGGACACUGCACCGCCACGAGGGCGGGUCCUGGCGGGCAUUGGAAGUCGGCAGAUGCCCCUUGGUGACAGACGUCUCCGGAGGCUGUUGGAGGCCUGAUGGGAGACGAGCAGCCCGGCCUCGCAGAGGAGGGUGUGUGAGGGCGUCUGGAGGGCUUUGAUAAGCGGGGUGCAGCUGCUGCCGCAGGGGCAGCCACACCCAGAGCCCCGGCCGCAGGCCCAGGAUGUGUUGCCUUGCGGUCAGGUCCGGAGGACUCAGAGGCACAGAAAACAGCUGCUGGGGAAGAAAGUGCUUUCCCUUGAUAGAGGUCUAAUUAAGUAUUAUAUGUAUAAGUAUAAAUAUAUAUACUUCUAUCUGUGGGUACUUUAGGGAAAGUCUCCUCAGUAACUGUAAAUAUUGCAACCCCGCCUGGUCUCCGGCAGCCAGUGAGCACCCCAGCUUUUGCUGGCUUCCCUGGCUGAUUAAACGGCUUCCCCAGACGCUGGCCACCCCUGUUUCUGUGCGGCCAGGAGCCUGCAGGCCAGGGACGAGGCGGGCCGGCUGUGGACACACUUCGGAAGAUGAGACCUUCGGGAUGGGGCUCCAGGGCUCUGCUGGGUGCUGCCCUCAGACGGAACGUGGUGGAAGGCGGGUUCCCCCAAACCCCUUGCCGGGGGUGCAGGGACCCAGUGGUCAGCUUCCGGAGGGACCUGGGUCUGACCUUGAGGCCAUGACUUUGGGGCCCAUGCUGUGCCCUCGUGGCACUGGAAGCAGGGCCGUCCCCACAGGAGCACAGGCUGUAUGACCACAGAGGCCUCCAGAGCAGUGGCUCGCUCCUUCCUCGUCCUGGAGCAGGCAGGGGUGGCCCCAGGCCCAGGCAGCCCCAGGGCCGGAGUGCCAGCCUCCAGGCAGGCUGCUUCCUGCCCUGCCAGGCUGCCUCCCUCUCGGAGUCUGUCUUUAAAAAAGAAAAGUCUGGAAUUCGACUGAGUUGCCUGGAGUCCCACUCCGACAGGAGGCCGGCACCUGGGACAGAGCUGCUGCCGCCGUGACGUGCAGAGGCCAUGAUGUGCGGAGACGGCGGCCACCGGGGCAGGAUGGGCCUGGGACGUGGUCCGUAGUUAUAGGGUUAAAAGGUAUUUGGGGUCCCAAGGAACGUGGGAGAAUCAGAAAGGGAACCCCAGCCCCCAGGCCGUUUCCUCCCCCCCCCACCUCCUCCCAGGGCCGAGCCGAGCCGAGCAGCUGGCCGUGAGCCUGGCGUGAGAAGCAUCCUCGGCCCUGAGAAUGGCGACGACAGGCAGGCCGGCCAGGUCCCCCUGCCACCCACAGCCAUCACUUGUCCCAGCUAGGACAAGUUCCCCAACGAGCUGCCAUCAGCACCUUCUCUGCCAAAACCAGCUCAAGUUGGGAGGGGCAGCACCUGGGGGGCAGGUCAGGGCCAGCCAAGGAGCCCCACGGGGCUUCCCCUGGUCACUACACUGCCCUUCCCCUGGUCACAGUCCAUGAAAGCCAGCCCUAGUUCCCAGAAAGAGUCCUGUCUUCCCUUGCCGAGCCCUCAGUCGUCCUUGGAAAUCAGGCUCCUCCAGAACAGGCCCCAGAACAGCUCCAGGGGAGGGGACUGGGAGGGGUUUUUUCCAAUUGUCCCCCCAAAAAUAGGACCAGGAAGACCUGUCACCUCUCUGCCUCUUCCUGCUGCUCCUGCACAGGAUGCCUGCCACGUGCCCCCACAUGCCCACUAACCUGCCCGCCCCGUCAGCGGGAGUCCACUCAGCCCACAGCCGCCACAACACCCUCAUCAGUCCCUGCCCCCGCAGUGUCCCCGCAGGACAGGGCAGGGCAGGGCCGACUUGGACGUGGGGCCCUCACCCCUUCACAAGGACCAGGCCGCCCACAACCCACACAGUCACCAUCCAGCCCUCCCUCCCGGGUAACACACCUCCCACACCAUUGGGGGUGCUCACAGUCCAGUGGUGGGGUCUGGCCUGAAUCUCCAUUUUCAGGGCCCCACCUUGUGAGCCUGGAGCUGUCCCCCGUCCUCAGGGCCCAGUGGUCCUGGGGCCCCUCUGGUCCAAAAGCCCCACUUUUCCACGUCUCCACACUGUGGGAACUAGUGGCAGCUGGGCUCACACGAGGUGGCCGUCCCCCUGGCUCCGGGUGGAGGUGGAGAGCAAGGACACAGAAGGGACGGGGCCCAGGUGGGUUAUGAGAUGAACCCCCCGAGGACUGAGGUACAGACAACCCAUGCUGCCCAAAGGAGAAGCCAGCGUGGGGGGCGCUGAGCCAGAAGGGGCACAGCCCACUCCUGACGGACAUUGGUCUUGAGCAGCCACAGCCCCACCCCAGCCAGUGUCUGCCCUUCGCCUGGCAUGGACCUUCGGUGGCCAGCCAGCCAGUGAACUCCAAGGGAAGGAGCUAAGGAACAAGCUGCUGGAAGCAAGAGCCGCCGCCUUGGCCAGGACCGACGGCAGGGGCCGAGGCUGGCUGUGCUCCUGGUGCGGCAGCACACCGGCCAGCUGGAGACGCUUGGAGGAGGGCGCCUCGUACCCCUGCCAGGGGCCUCGGGCAAGGAGGAGCGCCCCUGUCCUCCCCACCCUCCCCUGUUGGCCUCUGGCCCCAACUGAACUAAGUUGGGUUAAUGAGCAAACGUUUGCUGAGUACCUACUGCGUGCUAGGCCCCAGAAAAGGAGGGAGACUAGAGCUGGGCCAACGGGGUCCUCUGGGAAGCUCCCGUGGCCACAGAUGAGUGGGGCCAGACACGGAAGAGCCCAGCAGUCUCCUCAGGAGAAGACGCCCCCCCACCCCAGGGGGCACCACCCAGGACCCUCAGCAGGGAUGGAGGGCGUGUGCAGACAGGUGGAGCAGAGCUGGGGACACAGAUUUGCGUGUCAAGAAGGAUGUCGCGGGAGAAGCUACAGCCACGCUCCGCCGUGGGUGGAGAGGUGCGCACAGGCCACAGCCACCAGCUUAGGACGGCAGCCUCUGCCGCACACAGUGCCUGCCGCUGGCGCUUACACUCCAGAAGGGAGCUCCGUUCUCGUUACCCAGGAACCCCAGCUUUUUUUGACCACCCCACUCCAUGCCUGGAAGCUGGUCAGCCUGGUAAACUGCAUCUUCGCGUUCACCAAAGACAGGGGGGCGGCAGCCCGGCCCUCUGACCAGGGCAACAGCACAGCGCGCCUAUGCCGUCCAGGGCAAUGGCGGGAGGACUUGAUGUUCUAGAGACAGCAAACAGCUCCGGUUCUCCCACGGCUGCCUCUGCAGCCCCCACAGACUGCUGGGCCCUCCGGGAGUGAGCCUACGUCCUAGGCACCUACUGUGUGCCCAACACAGCGCCACACAAGCUGGAGUCAGCCUUACCCAGCCAGCCUUGCUUCUUGGAGAGGGCACCUGCAAGGGCUACCUCGCCAUACCCAGGGCCCAGACAACACAGCCAUGGCCCCAGGUUCCCUCCCGGGGUCCUGCGCAGCACAGGUGGCCCCCAAAGAGCAGGACCCUCUGUUCUUUUGAGGGCUCCCCAGAGCCUAAACGCACUCUACGGAAUUCUCUGGAGACCCCAAGUCUCGGCAGGAGGGGCCAGAGGUCCCCCCACACCCUUUCCUGGCUGGCUCUGGGCUGAACCCUUUACCAUCUGCACACACGAGGCCCCUGCCCCUGCAAGGUGGGUGCGCCAAACUUGAGCUUCAGGUGUGGAGAUGGAGACUCUGGGCGACCAAGAGGCCUGCCUGAGGCAAACAGUAACUCAUGGAACUGAGCGCAAAGCAAGCCCGCCUGGCCCGAAAGGAGGAAACUCUCUCGCUGAGAUGUUGGCACUGCCUGUUACAGGUCGGUCGGCCCUGGCGGUCAUGUCCAGGGCGGGGAUAUGCAGGGCAGAGAGGACAGAGGGAGGAGGGGUGCAAGUGGGGACUUAGUGCCAACGCCUCCCUCUGAGAAAGGCGGUCCUCUCCCUUCUCCCUGGGGGGGCAGCACCACCAUUCCAACCUGAGCUCCAGGGGUGAGUCCCUGCUCUGCCCUGGCCCAGCGCCCCCUCCCCUGACUUCCCCUCGCACAGGCCCCAGUGCAUGCUCAGUAGAGAGUUUGGGUCCCUUUGCCAACAGUGUGGUGAAAAGCAGGUGUCAGGGAAAGCUGGCUGAUGCCAAGUAUGUUGAUGUUCAGUCCAGAGGCCACGCGGAGCUUCGGGGAGACUUCUUACUCCGCUGAGGUCAGAACCUGGAGCAGCCUGAGCAGACGCAGCCCCCACUGCUCUGGGCAGCCUGCGGCCGUGGGCAGGAGCCAGAGAGCGGAGCCCCAGUGCCCACAGCCUUCGCCCAGCUCCGGUGGAGGCUGCUGGGCUGCUGUCCUGCUGUCCUGGCGCUUUGGCAAUCACUGCCUAGAGUGACAGAUGCCAGUGUGACCACGUUUUUCUUUUAGUUGCCUUGAAUAUCCGAAGUUUUGUUUUCUCCAUUAUGUUCAUACCUAUGCAUGUAAUUAAACAUUUGUGAAAAAGCACUCC
Molecule: messenger RNA, 7939 nt
Organism: Artibeus jamaicensis (Jamaican fruit-eating bat)
Lineage: Eukaryota; Metazoa; Chordata; Mammalia; Chiroptera; Phyllostomidae
Gene: SCUBE1
Product: signal peptide, CUB domain and EGF like domain containing 1
Exons: 23
Coding region: 93-3149 (1018 amino acids)
Biological process (GO): signal transduction
Cellular component (GO): cell surface
Molecular function (GO): calcium ion binding
Source: RefSeq, a predicted model, not a curated record